UGGGUAAACGCUAAAACCAGUCACGUGAAGGGAAGAUGUCGGUAUCCCACUACAACUCCAGGAGGUCAGCCGUCGUGUGUCAAAAUGGCUGUGUGGCCAGUAGUCAGCCUCUGGCCAGUCAGGCGGGGAUAGAUAUUCUCAAAGCAGGCGGAAAUGCUGCUGACGCAGCAGUUGCCAUGGCAGCAGCCUUGAAUGUCACCGAGCCAUGCUCUACGGGUAUUGGUGGCGAUGCAUUCUGUCUCUUCUACGACGCCAAAACCAAAAAGGUUAAUGCUGUCAAUGGCAGUGGCCGAGCUCCCGCCGAGUUGACCCUUGAUCUUCUACACAAACAGGGCUACAACUCUACUCACCCCUUCCCCGUGCAGCAUGGUCACGCCGUGACGGUUCCUGGUGCUGCAGCCACAUGGGUUGACACGGUCGAUCGAUUCGGAAGUGGAAAGUUAAGUCUAGCACAGAUACUACAGCCCGCCGUGAACCUAGCAGAGGGUGGCUACCCUGUCCAGCAGAUAACGGCAUUCCUGUGGAACAAAGGCGUCGAUUCCUUACUGACUCCUAAAAACCAGCAUGGCUGUGAUUUACUUGUUGAUGGUAAGGCUCCUGUGAACGGCCAGGUUAUUCGACUCCCUCACCUUGCUCAGACAUUCAGGGAACUAGGUACUCUAGGUAAGAAAGGCUUCUAUGAAGGGAGGAUAGCAAAAGCCAUCGUCGACGUUGUUGGGAAGUUUGGAGGCGUUAUGACUAUGGACGAUUUACAGAGUCACGUGACGACAUAUGAGGAUCCAAUUAACACCGAUUAUCGUGGUUAUCGUCUAUGGGAAAUCCCCCCGAACGGACACGGAAUGGCUGCCCUGAUAGCGCUCAACGUCCUGGAGGAUUACAAUCUCAAGAACCUUGGUCCUAACUCUGCAGAAUAUCUUCAUCUUGUUAUUGAAGCGUUGAAACUCGGAUUUGCAGAUACCACUUGGUACUGUGCUGAUCCGUCUAAAGUAGACGUACCACUCUCUACCUUACUGUCGAAAGACUACGCAGCAAACAGAAGACAGCUCAUACAUACCAACAGUACUAUGAAGAAUGUGAAGAAAGGAGACGUAAACAUCGGCCCCGACACUGUCUACUUUACUACAGCAGACUCAGAAGGCAACGCUUGCUCCUUUAUCAACAGCAAUUUCAUGGGGUUCGGGUCGGCCAUUGUCCCUGAGGGGUGUGGUUUUACAUUACAGAACAGAGGGAGUGGAUUUUCCUUGGACCCUGCACAUCCGAAUGUAAUCGCCCCCAAUAAACGGCCAUAUCACACCAUCAUUCCCGCCAUGGUGACUGACUCAAAAACAGGUGAAUUGGUAAUGAGCUACGGCGUUAUGGGGGGUUACAUGCAGCCGCAAGGUCACGUGCAGGUGCUGCUUAAUAUGUUGGAGUUUGGAAUGAACCCACAGCAGGCUUUAGACCAGCCAAGAAUUUGUAUCGGAGGAGGAUACGGGUACGACGAGAGUUAUGUGUCGGUGGAGGAUGGCAUUUCUGCUGAGACUGUGCAGGGUUUGGCUGACAAAGGUCAUAAAGUGCGCGGUCCGCUAGUCGCAACCGAGCGCUCUCUUUUCGGAAAAGGACAGGCCAUCACUGUUGGAACUUUCUGGGAUAAAUCUUUUAUUGCUCAACAAAAAGAUGGACGUGUAUACUGGUGUGGAUCGGACCCAAGGGCCGAUGGAAUGGCAAUAGGCUUUUGAUAUCAAAUCCCUAGCGUAUGCAAUUACAAGUAGCAUUUUCAUAUUGAACCAUCAGCUGGCAAGUUAGCGAAUUGUAACGGUUCAAAAAUAAUUGAAUACAAUGAAAUAACAAAACAAGUGCAAUUAUACAUAACUAUAUGCUCAGCAUACCAUAUCGGAAAGGAAUUCAUGAUAUAUGAUGGUGUUACCAGUGCAAUAUAGGACACGGUGUUAACAGUACAAUAUAGGACGUAGUGUAACCAGUACAAUAUAGGAUAUGGUGUUUGCGGUACAAUAUAGGACAUGAUGUUACCAGUACAAUAUAGGACAUGGUGUUACCAGUACAAUAUAGGACGUGGUUACAAUAUAGGACGUGGAUGUUACCAGUACAAUAUAGGACGUGGUUACAAUAUAGGACAUGGUGUUACCAGUACAAUAUAGGACGUGGUUACAAUAUAGGACGUGGAUGUUACCAGUACAAUAUAGAACCUGUCUUUUGCUCGCCUGUUGAGUUAUUGAAGCAGAAAAUGCAUUUUUAUCAUAUGUAAAUGAAAUACCCACAAGAACUGUGUGCCAGAUGAACAAUCAAUCACUUAUAAAUGACUUGUAUUGAAGUAAUAAAUGACUUUGAUGUAUGUC
Pecten maximus is the source of this 2336-nucleotide messenger RNA. RefSeq names its product glutathione hydrolase-like YwrD proenzyme. The coding region runs from base 36 to 1718 and encodes 560 amino acids. The record is from RefSeq and is a predicted model, not a curated record. The transcript is spliced from 11 exons. Gene Ontology annotation, molecular function: glutathione gamma-glutamate hydrolase. Gene Ontology annotation, biological process: glutathione catabolic process. Lineage: Eukaryota; Metazoa; Mollusca; Bivalvia; Pectinida; Pectinidae.